AUGCUUCAUAGAUUAUUUAUUCUUGCAAUAAGUGCUUAUUCAUAAGUCUUAUACUCUGAAAGUUUUACAAGCAAUUUAUUUACAACUUCAGAAUGUAUUGAAUUCAUUAAUUGAAGAUUGGGUACUAAGAGGAGAGAAUUAAAUCUAUAGUGAUUGUGGUUCUGUACGGCUUUUUGGGGGAUAUAAUGCCUUUGCUAAAGGCACAUCAGUUACUAAGUUAUUUUAAUUACCACCUCAUCAUACAGUAUAGAUUACACUGGAAUUUUGGAAGUAAGUAUUGGUUUGAACAAUUUUAGACUAGACAGCUGGAAUGGAGAAAGUUUUUUCAUUUAUUUAGAUUAAAUCUUAGGUUUCUAGGAGAAUUAUGGAUUUGAAGCUGAUUAAUUAUGCGGAUUGAAUCAUGGGGAUAUUACAGUUUAUAUAAGUAUUACAUAACCCCAUAACUUUUAAUCUCUCUUUAUUUUAAUGACAUCUAAUUUAGAUUAAGGUCCUACAAAUGUACUCAAUAUAUAAUGAUAUAAAUUUAGGAAUCAUGGGGAAUCAGAAAUUUCAAAUUAUAUAUAUUCCCAUGCCCUUCUGGAUGCUUAACCUGCAUUUCAUCAGACUCCAGAGAAGAUUGCAUAUUUUGGAACCUUAUCGAAAAUAGUCUAACUAAUGUUGAUUUUGAUAGCUUUAACUUUGAUGGAUGGACAAUAGAUAGAGGAUAUAAAUCUACUAGUAACUGUUUAUGUAAUUAUAUUAAUACAAACUAAAGCUAUUCCAUUACUUGGAGGUUUUAAAUACACUGGAAAAGGUAGCUAGUUAUUCAAAACAAUUAAUUUACCAGCUCAUAGUUAAGUUAAAAUUUAAUUCAGAUUUAUGAUCUUAGAUAAAUGGAAUUCUAAACAAGCAUAUUUAUCAGUUGAUAAUACUUUGAGAUGGUCAAAAACAUUUGAUUACAAUAAUAGAAAAAUAUAGAAUAUAUGCGGUGACAUUUAUGAUGAUAUACCGUUUAAUGAUCAAUUUACAAUUGCCCAUUCAGAAUCAUCAAUAACAUUACUAUUUAAUACUAAUUUAAAUUAAGAUAUGUAAAAUGAAUCUUUUGGAAUUAGAGACAUUUCAAUAUUUAUAGGUAAAUAUAUUUGUUCGUACUUUAGAUUGUCUUUUUGGUUCUUCUUUUAAUUAAGCAUGCGGAUCUAUUUGUGGAAAUGGAAUUCUAGAGGAAUAUGAAGAAUGUGAUGAUGGUAAUAUAUAUUCUUUUGAUGGAUGUUUUAAUUGUUAAUAUUUUUGUUUAGAAGGAUGCUCAAAUUGUAUCAAAGGAAUUUGCUUUGAAUGUGAUGAUAAAUGGUUCUUUAAUUCUAAUUUUAAUUCAUGUAAUUUGAUUGUUGAUGAUGAGAAAUAUUCAAUCUGGGAAGAAUGUGAUGAUCUUUUAAAUUUUGAAAUUUGCAAAAAUGGCAAAUUUGUUGUUCCAUCAAAUUGCUAAUCCUAUUAAUUUGGUAUUUGUUAGUAAUGUGAAUUAAAUUAUGAAUUAAUCAAUAGCAAAUGUGAAUCUUUGUGCGAAAACUUAUAAAUUGUGCAUGAGAUAUAAUGUGUAGAUAAUAAUUUAUAUGCAUUUAAUAGAUGUCAUUAAUGUACUUACGAUUUAGAAGAAGGUUGUAAAUUUUAAUAAAAUGGAAUUUGUAUUUAAUGUUAAGAAGGAUGGAAACAAGAUAAAUCAACAGAUAAUUGUACUCCUAUAUGCGGAGAUCUCAUUGUUGAAAGACAUGAAGAAUGCGAUAUUAGUGAAUAAACAUAAAAUUCUUUUGGAUGUAAUUAAUGUUAUUUUCAUUGUUAACAUGAAUGUAUAGAUUGUUAAUUCGGAAUUUGUUAUGAUUGUAUAUCAGGAUGGAAACUAAAGAAUUAAUAAUGUCAGUUUGAAUCCGAAUGUGGUGACAAUCAAAUAUAAGGAAUAGUAGAAUGUGAUGAUAAGAACUAAAUUAGAUUUGAUGGUUGUCAUAAAUGUAGAAAUGAUUGUUAAAGAGAAUGUUCCUAUUGUUAAAAAGGAAUAUGUUUGGAUUGUAUUUAUGGUUGGCAUUUAAACGAUUAUUUUUAAUGUGAAUCUGAAUGUGGCGAUUCUUAAGUUGCUUUAAUCUCAUAUGAAGAAUGUGAGGAUUCUAAUAAUUUAUAAUUAGAUGGAUGUUAUGAAUGUAAAUUUGAAUGUUGUCGUUAUUGUACUACUUGUAUCUAUGGAAUUUGUUAUGAUUGCUAAGCAACAUUUACAUUGAUUGAUUAACUAUGCCUUCCUGUUUGUGGAGAUGGAUUAAUUACUAUUGGUUAUGAAGAAUGUGAUGAUAUGAAUGACAUACCUUAUGAUGGUUGCUAUUAUUGCAAUUAUUAAUGUAGAUAAUUCUGUAAAAUAUGUAUUAAAGGAAUAUGUUAUGAUUAAUGUGAAUAUGGAUAUUAUACAGUAGAUAAUGUAUGUAAUCCAAUUUGUGGAGAUGGAAUUACUGUUGAAGAAGAAGAUUGUGAUGAUUUAAAUGAUGAUAAAAGUGAUGGAUGUUUUAAUUGUUUUUUUUAUUGUCCAGAUCAUUGUAAAAUAUGUGUGGAAGGAAAAUGUAAAGUAUGCGAAUAAGGAUAUGAAUUAAAUUCAAAUCAAAAUCAAUGUGUAGCAUUCUGUGGUGAUGGUUUAGUCUCAACAGAAGAAGAAUGUGAUGAUAUGAAUAAAUAAGAUGGAGAUGGUUGCUCUUAACAAUGUACAAUAGAGCUUAAUUAUAUUUGCAAGAACUACUUAUAUUCAUAUACUUAAUGUACUUAUGAGAAGUAUCCUAAAUUUUAAGCUUUAUUAAAAAAUUAGGAUUAUCAGAAUUAAUUUGUUUCUUUAUAUUUUGACCAAGAAGUAAAAAUUAUGAAAAAUAAUUCAUUUUCAGAAUAGAUUCAAUUAAAUUUAAUAGGGGUUGAAUCAGAAUUUUAUAACAUCGCAUUGA
Paramecium sonneborni is the source of this 2942-nucleotide messenger RNA. The record is from the annotation of a GenBank genome assembly. Lineage: Eukaryota; Ciliophora; Oligohymenophorea; Peniculida; Parameciidae.